Molecule: messenger RNA, 841 nt
Organism: Amblyraja radiata (thorny skate)
Lineage: Eukaryota; Metazoa; Chordata; Chondrichthyes; Rajiformes; Rajidae
Product: CD276 antigen homolog
Exons: 5
Coding region: 1-786 (261 amino acids)
Source: RefSeq, a predicted model, not a curated record
AUGGCGGCGGAGAAGAAGCGGCGGUUGGUGACGUCGCUGCGGACGGACAGAGUUGAGUGGGCCUGGUCACCUCGUCCCCUUCAACCGUGGAUAGAAAUAGCAUCUGGAGAACGUUCUCAGCCCAUCAUCAUCAAUGUCAAUGGGACCAACUUCGUGAAUCGACUGGUGACCUCAGGGAAACUCUACGAUGGCAAGGAUUUCAAUGUGAGGAUUGUCCCCGUUGUGUUUCAAGAUGCCGGAGUUUACGCCUGUGAUCUGGAACGAUAUCGAUUUCCCACCAUUGAUCUAAUCACAGUGAAAGUCACAGCUGAACCGUCUGAUGCAGUGACUGAGGGAGACAACGUUACCCUGACCUGCUCUGUGUCUCACGUCAUUGGGUCAAUGAGACUGGUUUGGAUCAAUGGCGAUGGCAAACGUGUUGGAGAAAAGGCACUGACUGAGGAAGAGAAAUCACCGAGUCUGGUUAUUCAGAAAGCUGAGAGAGGCAGAGGGAACUGGAGAUGUGUUUUGUUUCAUCAAGACCUGCCCCGGCUUUUUGUCCCGUAUCAGGAGCCCCGUGGAUCAUUAGACAUUUCGUCCUUCACAGACAUUAGGAUCAUCAUAGUUCUGGGCUACUUGGUGAUUAAACUGGCCGUUGCUCUUGGACUAAUUUGCUGCUCGUGGAGGAUGAACAGGAGCUGCAGAAAUCCACGGGAAGUUACAGGAAAUGUCACAAACAAUUCAAACGAAGCUGUCACAAUGCAGACCCUGAAUUCUGACCCAGAUCUGAGGGAUCAGAAUGAAUGACCCAGCGCAGAAGAGGCCGUUCAGCCCAUCAGGCUCAUGUCCAAGGAAAUCUGUA